Leptinotarsa decemlineata (Colorado potato beetle) is the source of this 541-nucleotide messenger RNA. RefSeq names its product retinol-binding protein pinta. Gene Ontology annotation, molecular function: phosphatidylinositol bisphosphate binding. The record is from RefSeq and is a predicted model, not a curated record. Lineage: Eukaryota; Metazoa; Arthropoda; Insecta; Coleoptera; Chrysomelidae. Gene Ontology annotation, cellular component: membrane.
UUGAAUGCUGUACUUACUCACAUUUCUUUGUUUACAGAAAGCAUUCAACAGUAAUAUCAAACAGCUGCAUCUUCUCAAUUAUCCAUCAAUUGCUGAACCAGUCGUAACGCUAGCAAAAAAACUUUUAAAUCCCAAAAUUGCACAGAGGUUUUAUUUCCACAAAGAGACCGAUACAAUUUUGAAUUACGUUUCCAAGGAUGUUUUACCUAGGGACUAUGGAGGUGAUGGUCUAUCUCUGAGAGAAUAUAGUGAAAUAUGGAAACGAAAAUUUCAAGACUACAAAGGAAGAUUUGAUAUUCUGGAGAAACUACGUGUAGAUGAAUCACUUAGGCCGACCCCUUUAGUCAAUGACGAUGUUUUGGGAUAUUACGGAAACUUCAAGAAAGUCAACGUAGAUUGAAUCGAAGGAAUGGAUAUAAAACAUAAUCCUCCAAAUGAGAAGAAGAUUCAUUUGGGUUUGUCACAUGGUGAUCCAGUUAAUAUGAAUGUAUUUAUUAUUUUAAAAAAAAUUUAUAAAAAUGUACUUAUUAUCAAAAAUUGA